CUAAAGCCAAAGGAGGUAUUUUCGUAUUUUGAAUUCCGGAUUUUGUUGCAAGUUUCCAAAAUCUAUUUUAAGUUAUAUGUGUUCAUGCUUUUGAUAAGAGGACUCUAAUAAAAAGAGAGAGAGAGAAAAAUGGAUAGCUUGUAUUCAACCCUGCAGGAUUUCGUUGUAGAUUAUUGCGAGUAUCUGCCACCAGAUGUUCCAGUCUUGGAAGAACCUCCAUUGCCCAUUGAAUUUCUUAAUAAUUAUGUAAACUCAAGUGUGCCUUUUCUUAUAACAUAUGAUAAAUUUGAGGAACCACCUUUUCUAGCUGUAGAAUUAUGGAGAAGUUCAAAGCAUAUAAGAGACGUGAUGCAAAACAAGAAAGUAACUGUUGCUGUAACACCAGAUGGACGUGCAAAUGCUGUUUCAAAUGAUUUGUUUAUGGUAGCCGAAGAAAGAAGAAUGUUAUUUUCAGAAUUUUUGGAUGAGCUUCAACAUCCCACAACAUCAAGUGUUUAUAGUUUGCAAAAGCCAAAUAACUUGAUUGAGGACCUUGAUCGACUAACUUAUCGUGGUGUUGAUAAUGAUAUAAAAUGGGCGAGUGAAACAUUUGGUAGCAAACCUAAAGAAGCAACUAUUUGGAUGGGAAAGGGUCAAUGUGUUCAUUCAAUGCAUAAAGAUCAUUAUGAGAAUAUCUAUUAUACACUCAUUGGAAUUAAGUAUUUCGAGCUUUAUCCUCCAAUUGCUAUAGGUUGGAUGCCAUAUCAAAAAUAUAAGAAAUAUCAAUGGAGCUACGAUAUGAAAAAGAAAUCGUGGAAAAUGAAUGAUUUGAACGAAGAGGUAAAAGGGAUACCCAUCGAUAUACGACCUAAAUCGCGGGAGAAGUACUUAAUGUAUUCUAAAACAAAAUCAUAUCACGUUCAGUUGAGACCUGGUGAAUGUUUGUAUAUACCAGCCAUGUGGUAUCAUGAAGUUCGUCAACCAUUUUAUUCCAUUGCAGUGAACUUCGUGUAUGACAUGAAGUAUGAUGCGAAAUACCCAUUCCUACGUUUAUAUAAGAAGCUAUGCCAAUUACCUAUUUUGCGUAGUGAUGCUGCUGUGGAUAGACAAUCUGAACUUGAGGAAAGUUUACUUCAGGAACUGAUUGAAGCAGACCUUAGAAGACAUAGAGUCUUUCAACCCAAGAUAAGUAGGAAAUAAGUUGAUACUGUAUUGUGUACAGUUCUGCUUAUAAAAAUGUUUGCACCAGAUGUUAUGCAAAGCUUAUUAGUUAUUAAUAUAACUAUGUAUCUUUUUAUAUUUGUCUUAUUAAAUUUAUACUUUUACCUGGU
Messenger RNA from Argiope bruennichi, 1310 nucleotides. RefSeq names its product bifunctional peptidase and (3S)-lysyl hydroxylase Jmjd7-like. Lineage: Eukaryota; Metazoa; Arthropoda; Arachnida; Araneae; Araneidae. The coding region runs from base 130 to 1179 and encodes 349 amino acids. Gene Ontology annotation, molecular function: 2-oxoglutarate-dependent dioxygenase activity. The record is from RefSeq and is a predicted model, not a curated record. The transcript has 9 exons.